UCCAGCCUGGCAACAGAGCGAGACUCCAUCUCAAAAAAAAAAAGAUUUCCACAUAUGAAAUGGAGGUGAAGGGAACACAGUUAAGCCCAUAGCAAUGGGGGAGGUGACAUUUUGCAUUAUGAGAUUCCCGAGGGUGGAAGAGGCACGACAAAGGAAAGGAAUGGAGGAUGAAGGCAUCCUAGACAGUGGGAGGUAGGCACGUCUUUGAGGCCAGAGGAAUAAGUGGGGAGACCCUGAAAGGUGGUGCUCGCUUGAGGGCGUCUGCUAGUUGGUGACAGAGCUAGAACUUUCCAAGGUUGGCAGCUCCUCUUCCCACCCUCUCACCAUGUGCUCUGGAGAAAGCUAGGGGUUUGCCACAUGUCCUGAGCAAGCUCAUAGCUUCCUUUUGUGGAGAGAACAGAUGGGGCCCAGUAGCCUCUGCUCACCAUGAGGGAGGACACAGGCAGGUGGCCGUGUUCCUGCAUCAGAGCUUCUCUGGAGGUGACAGCAGAUGGUUGUCUCCAAGGAACAGGACAUUGGCAGGAUGGCUACAACCUUAUGAGAAGGCCAGCCACUGCGUAUGGGAGUUGUCAGUCACGUCAGCACUGACCCUGAGAGCUGUCCCCGAUUGCGGACCACCUAAGUAGGCCGUCUGGGCCAUGACUCAGGAUAGAGGAGCAGUUUCCUUGGCUGGAGCUGGGAAGUAGACCAGCCUGCUGGAGCCAAACAUUCUUGUGCAGGGUUGGCCCUCGGGCCAAAUCCAGCCUUCCACUGGUUUUUGUGAAUAAAGUUUUAUUGGGACACAGCCAUGCCCUUUCAUUUAUGUAUUAUCUGUGGCUGCUUUCAUGCUACAAGGGCAGAGUUUAGUAGUUGACAUGGAGAUCACAUUACCCACAAAGUAGAAAUUAUUUACUCUGUAGACCUUUACAGAAAAAGUUUUCUGGGUACAUGGAAUGGGCAGCUUGAACGACAUAAACUGAUUUUCUCACAGCUCUGGAGAUGGAAAUCAGAGAUCAAGGUGUCUACAGGACCAGUUCCUUCUGAGCUCCGUGAGGGAAGGAUCUGAUCCAAGUCUCCCUCCUUGACUCAUAGGUGGCCAUCUUCUCCCUGACCUUCACAUGAUCUUCACUUUGUAUAUGCGUGUAAAUUUCUUCUUUUUUUUUUUUUUUUUUUUUUUUUGAGAUGGAGUUUCACUCUUGUUGCCCAGGCUGGUCCUCUGUUUUGGAGUCUAAAGUCUUAGAUGUCAGGCCUGGCCCUGGAUCUUCCUGGUUAUGCUGAUGUGGAGGAAUGUCCCCUGCCCUCUGAGUCUCAAUUUUCUCCUCUGCCAGCGGGGAUUGUAUUUGCCUGAUGUUGUGAGGCUGGAGAAAGCUUUGCAAACUGCAACUCACUCAAGACAUACUAGUUAUUCUCUGCGUUCAACUUGCCUAUUGCCUCCUCCCCCUUGUUUCCUCCUAGGCAAAACUCUUUUCAUACCUGCUCCAUACUGCUCUUGGUGGUGAUGUUUCCCCCUGCAAAGUUAAUUUUGCUGUUUCUUCUUAACUUGAUUUUUACCUGCAUAAACAUGCCUGAUGCAAGGAGGUGGGAUGCACAGACCAGAUGUAACUUGUUCCAGGGCAGCAGGGGUGUCUCUGUAAUCAUUAUUCAAAUGCUACUGAUUAUUGAGCACACACCAUGUACCAAGCCCUAUGCUAAAUGCUUUGCCUGCAUCGCCUCAUCUAAACCUCCCCAUUCAUUCAACAGAUAGAUACUGAGUGCAUGCUCUGUGCCAGGCACUCUGCUGGGUCUUGGGAGCAGAGCACCACCAGAUGGCGGAGAUGAAUUCCUGACCUCAUAGAGCAUAGAGGCCACUAAAUCAGAGAGUUAGGGAAUAAGGUAAAUAAGCAAAAUCUUGUAGCGUGGUGGACCUUCACGUGAAGGACUAUGGAGAGAAAAAAGGCAGAAAAAGGGGUGAAGCAGAUCAUGGAGGAGGCUGUGACACGCAAGUUUGUCCACGAAGACAGCAGCCACAUCAUCUCCUUCUGUGCGGCUGUGGAGGCCUGCGUUCUGCACGGGCUUCGGCGGCGGGCAGCCGGCUUCCUACGCAGCAAUAAGAUCGCAGCCCUCUUUAUGAAAGUGGGCAAGAACUUCCCACCGGCUGAGGAUUUGAGCCGCAAGGUGCAAGACCUGGAGCAGCUGAUCGAGAGCGCGAGAAACCAGAUCCAGGGCCUCCAGGAGAAUGUGCGGAAGCUGCCGAAGCUGCCCAACUUGUCCCCACUUGCCAUCAAGCAUCUGUGGAUUCGCACGGCCUUGUUUGAGAAGGUCCUGGACAAAAUUGUGCAUUACCUUGUGGAAAACAGCAGUAAAUACUAUGAGAAGGAAGCUCUCCUGAUGGACCCUGUGGACGGCCCCAUCCUUGCAUCUUUGUUGGUGGGGCCCUGUGCCCUAGAGUACACCAAGAUGAAGACUGCAGAUCACUUCUGGACUGAUCCCUCGGCUGACGAACUGGUCCAGAGGCACCGCAUCCACAGCUCCCGCAUGCGGCAGGACUCACCCACCAAGCGUCCAGCCCUCUGUAUCCAGAAGAGGCAUUCCAGUGGCAGCAUGGAUGACCGGCCAUCCCUCUCUGCCCGCGACUACGUGGAGUCCCUGCAUCAGAACUCCCGUGCCACCCUUCUCUAUGGCAAAAACAACGUUCUUGUUCAGCCGAGGGACGACAUGGAGGCUGUGCCAGGGUACCUGUCCCUGCACCAGACGGCUGACGUCAUGACCUUGAAGUGGACGCCCAACCAGCUGAUGAACGGGUCCGUGGGGGACCUGGACUAUGAGAAGAGCGUCUACUGGGACUAUGCCAUGACCAUCCGCUUGGAGGAGAUUGUCUACCUGCACUGCCACCAGCAAGUGGACAGCGGCGGGACAGUGGUAUUGGUCAGCCAGGACGGGAUCCAGAGGCCGCCCUUCCGCUUCCCCAAGGGUGGGCACCUCCUGCAGUUCCUCUCGUGCCUGGAGAAUGGGCUGCUCCCACAUGGGCAGUUGGACCCGCCACUGUGGUCCCAGAGGGGUAAGGGCAAAGUGUUUCCUAAACUGCGCAAGCGAAGCCCUCAGGGUUCUGCUGAGUCCACAUCUUCAGACAAAGAUGAUGACGAGGCCACGGAUUAUGUGUUCAGGAUCAUCUACCCUGGCAUGCAGUCGGAAUUCGUGCCCCAGGAUCUGAUGGAUGUCUCCGUAAGCAAUCUCCCAUCCCUGUGGCAACCCAGUCCCCGGAAGUCCUCCUGUUCAUCCUGUUCACAGAGUGGCUUGGCUGAUGGUAGCUCGACCAAUGGCUGCAACCAUGAGAGGGCUCCUCUGAAACUUCUCUGUGACAAUAUGAAGUACCAGAUCCUCUCUAGAGCCUUCUAUGGAUGGCUGGCCUACUGCAGACAUCUGUCCACCGUGAGGACCCACCUGUCAGCCCUGGUCAAUCACAUGAUCGUGUCUCCGGACUUGCCCUGCGAUGCUGGACAGGGGCUGACAGCCGGGAUCUGGGAGCAGUACCUUCAGGACAGCACAAGUUAUGAGGAGCAGGAGCUGCUGCGCCUCAUCUACUACGGGGGCAUCCAGCCUGAGAUCCGCAAGGCCGUGUGGCCCUUCCUCCUGGGCCACUACCAGUUCGGGAUGACGGAAACAGAAAGGAAAGAGGUGGACGAGCAGAUUCAUGCCUGCUACGCACAGACCAUGGCUGAGUGGCUGGGCUGCGAGGCGAUCGUGCGGCAGAGGGAGCGGGAGUCCCAUGCGGCCGCCCUGGCCAAAUGCUCAUCCGGGGCCAGCCUGGACAGCCACCUGCACCGGAUGUUGCACAGGGACUCAACCAUCAGCAAUGAGUCCUCCCAGAGCUGCAGUUCGGGCCACCAGAACAUCCGCCUGCACAGCGACUCCAGCAGCAGCACACAGGUGUUUGAGUCUGUGGAUGAGGUGGAGCAGGUGGAGGCUGAAGGCAGAUUGGAGGAGAAACAGCCCAAGAUCCCCAAUGGGAACCUAGUGAACGGCACUUGUUCCCCAGACUCGGGUCAUCCUUCCUCCCAUAACUUCUCCUCGGGCCUCUCAGAGCACUCGGAGCCCAGUCUGAGCACAGAAGACAGUGUCUUGGAUGCCCAGCGGAACACCCCCCCGGUGCUGCGACCUAGGGAUGGCAGCGUGGAUGACAGGCAGAGCAGUGAGGCCACCACAUCCCAGGAUGAGGCUCCCCGGGAGGAGCUGGCCGUGCAGGACAGCCUGGAGAGCGACCUCCUGGCCAACGAGAGCAUGGACGAGUUCAUGUCCAUCACGGGCAGCCUGGACGUGGCCUUGCCUGAAAAGGACGAUGUUGUGAUGGAGGGCUGGAGGAGCAGCGAGACAGAGAAACGUGACCAGGCGGACAGCGAGGACAACCUCUCAGAGGAGCCUGAGAUGGAAAGUCUCUUCCCUGCUCUGGCUUCUCUGGCUGUGACUACUUCUGCCAACGAGGUGUCCCCUGUGUCUUCCAGCGGCGUCACCUACUCUCCAGAGCUGCUGGACCUGUACACGGUGAACCUGCACCGCAUCGAGAAGGAUGUGCAGAGGUGCGACCGCAACUACUGGUACUUCACGUCCGCCAACUUGGAGAAGCUGCGUAACAUCAUGUGCAGCUACAUCUGGCAGCACAUUGAGAUCGGCUAUGUCCAGGGCAUGUGUGAUCUUCUGGCUCCACUGCUGGUCAUUCUGGAUGAUGAGGCCCUUGCCUUCAGCUGCUUCACGGAGCUCAUGAAGAGGAUGAACCAGAACUUCCCCCACGGAGGCGCCAUGGACACACACUUUGCAAACAUGAGAUCGUUGAUCCAGAUCCUGGACUCGGAGCUGUUUGAGCUGAUGCAUCAGAAUGGGGACUAUACUCACUUCUACUUCUGCUACCGCUGGUUCCUGCUGGAUUUCAAGCGAGAACUCGUCUAUGAUGACGUCUUCAUGGUCUGGGAGACGAUCUGGGCAGCCAAACAUGUCUCCUCCGCGCACUACGUCCUGUUCAUUGCACUGGCUCUGGUGGAAGUCUACCGCGACAUCAUUUUGGAGAACAACAUGGAUUUCACAGACAUCAUCAAAUUCUUCAAUGAAAUGGCUGAGAGACACAACACCAAGCAAGUCCUGAAGCUGGCGCGGGACCUCGUGUACAAGGUGCAGACUCUGAUUGAGAACAAGUGAGGGGCGCCUCAGCCAAGCUGCCCACCCUGUUCCUCUGCUUUUCCUCCUGGCUAGACGGCCACCCUGGGAGCGGGGUCCUGGUGUCUGUUCAAGCAUGGAGUUCAGUGCGCAAAGAAACUACCCUGACUUUUACUUCUGGGCAGAUGGGGUGGAGGGAGUACCCCUUCAAUUCAGCCUUACAUUUUCCUGUUUGACCAAAGAUUGCCCAAGUCUGGCGUUCCUCCCUUGCAGGAGGUGGGGGUUGUUGGUGGAGGAGAAGCCAUCUUCGUUUGCUGGUGCCCAGAAUGGUCUCCUCUUCUUCUUUCCCUAUCCCUCCAAACUGUCUUGUAAGAUGAGACCUGGGGAGGGAAUUUCUUUUUGGAAAUUGGUGUAGAAGAGGUGUGUGGGGCUACCUCUAUGCUCCUCUGCAAGGGGCCUUUGGCGAUGUUCUGGACAUGGCUAAAGAUUGACUUAGAGACUGACCCUCCACCUCGACAUUACUGACAUUUGGGGCCAGGUGAUUCUUUUUGAGGGGACUGUCCCCUGCAUUGUAGGAUGCUGAGCAGCAUCCCGAGCCUCACCAGAUGCCAGUAGUGCCAUCCCCCACCCAUAUCCCUGGUUGUGACAGCCCCCAAAAAUGUCUCUAGACAUUGCGAAAUGUUCCCUGCAGGGCAAAACUGCCCUCAUUUGAGAACCACUGGCUUGGAGGAGGGACUACAAAUGUACUUCCUCCCCCAUUCUUUUGAUGCUAAGCCACCCUGGUCCUGAGGCCUCCCCCAGAAAAGGCACACAGGAGGCAGGGCAUGGUGGCUCACGCCUGUAAUCCCAGCACUUUGGGAGGCCAAGGUGGGCGGAUCACAAGGUCAGGAGUUUUGAGACCAGCCUGGCCAACAUAGUGAAACCCCGUCUCUACUAAAAAUACAAAAAAUUAGCUGCGUGUGGUGGCGGGAACCUGUAAUCCCAGCUACUUGGGAGGCUGAGGCAGGAGAAUCACUUGAACCUGGGAGGUGGAGGUUGCAGUGAGCUGAGAUCGCACCACUGCACUCCAGCCCAGGCGACAGUGCAAGACUCCGUCUCAAAAAAAAAAAAGAAAAGGCACACAGGAGUCCCUCACACAUCUCUCUUGGAGUCUGGGAUUCCAUCCGUUGUAUUUUCUCCCUUUUUCUCCUCUGUCUGAUGCCAGAAGAUACUUGUUUUCUUCUUUUCAAGAAAAGCAUCUCCCCACAUAGGCAGGUGGUGGACCCAAAAAGUGUCUGUAGGCAUGAGACGGUCAGAGCUCUUUGGGGUCCUGCUCAGAGCCCCCCAGGCAGGGCAGAGUCUGUAUCCUGCUGCCAUCUUGCACGGGAAAACCGCCUCUCCUUCCAAGUAUUGGGUCUUGGAAAGGUGUGUGUUUGGUGAAAGCCACUUAAUGGUGGUGGGGUGCAGCUUUUCUCUAAGCGCAAUUACUCACUCAGGACAAAGGAGGAAAAGGAAGGCAGAGGUCAGCCAGGGUAGAGGGUGACGUGUGUUUUCCUUGGGAAACAUCUGCUGAUGAGCUGGGUCCAGGGCCGUGCUAGGUCUGGGAACAAUCCUCUCCAGGUCUUCACACAGAGUAUCACCAAUCCACAAACAGACCCGAAGUGAGCUAGUUUACUCUGCCUACCUGUCUUUUCGACAGAGCAGUCUUGCCCACUCUUCUGUUCUGAGAAUGCACCCGGAAUUGGGGAAACCCAGCAAGCAGCAGAGAGAAAGGCUCUUCCCAGGAAAGCUGCCACCUCUAGGGUGGUCAAAGAAUGGCAGCUGGGAUUUUGGAGAGGGGAGAGGAUAGGUAAAGCAGCGUAUUGAAGCAUUUGCGGAGGGGCGUGUUACUCCUCCCACCCUGAGCACACCAGGACGGGGAUGCAUCCUUGCCUUGUGUGCUUGUUUAGGCUUCUUUCCCUCGGUACAGCAACUUCAACUGCACCUGAACCUCCAACCUCUGCCCAACCUCUGGUGCAGGGUGGAUAGAGGUCUAGUCAGCCCUUACUUCCUGAAGAGAGCUCUGUGGGAGACUCGAGGCUACAGUAGCCUUCCUGGCUCCCAGCUCCUACCCUACCCCCACCAAAGCAGAAACGGGAGACGGCAACGUUCUGGCUGCCAUUAGACUUGCGUCUCCCUCACCUACGUCCCCCAGCUUCCCAAGACAGGAAGAAAUGUGCAAAAGGCCCCUCCGGAGAAAACUGUAUUUUGCCGUUCAGCUGUUCUUUACAGAGGAUGUUAUUUUAGUGAGACCCGGGUCCCAGACCUUCUGAUUCCUAUUUAUUUUUUUAACAGACUAGUCUCAAAGUACAGCACAAAAUCUCUUCUCUGCCUUCUCUUGUGAUGUUCCAGAGAGCAUCUGUGGUUGUGAUUUGGAAUAAGUCGUAUUUAUUUGGUUUACUGUGCCUAUUCAGAUCUCUGUAUGUUGUGUGUGUUUCUGUGUCCUGGAAUUGGAUGCGUGGGAGUCGUUCUGUCCGCAGAGUGCACUCUUUUUUUCAGUGUGGCCCACAUAUCUUGUAAAUGUUUGCUGAAGAGUUGUGUCUAUAUAUAGAGAAAUUAUAUAUAAACAGAGAAAUAUGUGAA
Messenger RNA from Nomascus leucogenys (northern white-cheeked gibbon), 7704 nucleotides. RefSeq names its product small G protein signaling modulator 1 (gene SGSM1). The record is from RefSeq and is a predicted model, not a curated record. Gene Ontology annotation, molecular function: GTPase activator activity. The coding region runs from base 1900 to 5145 and encodes 1081 amino acids. Gene Ontology annotation, biological process: activation of GTPase activity. The transcript has 24 exons. Lineage: Eukaryota; Metazoa; Chordata; Mammalia; Primates; Hylobatidae. Gene Ontology annotation, cellular component: cytoplasm.